Molecule: messenger RNA, 3507 nt
Organism: Haliotis rubra (blacklip abalone)
Lineage: Eukaryota; Metazoa; Mollusca; Gastropoda; Lepetellida; Haliotidae
Product: coatomer subunit beta-like
Biological process (GO): intracellular protein transport; intra-Golgi vesicle-mediated transport; endoplasmic reticulum to Golgi vesicle-mediated transport
Cellular component (GO): COPI vesicle coat; cytoplasm
Molecular function (GO): structural molecule activity
Source: RefSeq, a predicted model, not a curated record
UAUAACGACAACAAAAUGUCGACAUCGGGGGAACUAUCAGGCAAGAUGUCCGACCAGGGCUGCUACACCCUCAUCAACAUCCCCACAGAUUCUGAACCUCCAACAGAGCUGCAACUCAAGCAGGACUUAGAAAAGGGUGACACAAAAACCAAAGUUGAAGCCUUGAAGAAGACAAUUCAGCAGAUCCUCAAUGGGGAGAAGAUGCCAUCUCUCCUGAUGACCAUCAUCCGCUUCGUGAUGCCGAUGCAGGACCACAUGGUGAAGAAGAUGCUGCUCAUCUUCUGGGAGGUGGUGCCCAAGUACACACCUGAUGGCAAGCUCAUGCAGGAGAUGAUCCUCGUCUGUGAUGCAUACAGAAAGGACCUGCAACAUCCAAAUGAGUUCAUCCGUGGCUCCACUCUCCGCUUCCUUUGCAAGCUGAAGGAGCCUGAGUUGGUGGAGCCUCUUAUGCCUGCCAUUAGACAGUGUCUGGAGCAUAGGCAUUCAUAUGUCCGGCGGAAUGCUGUCCUGGCUAUCUACACCAUCUACAGGAAUUUUGACUUCUUGAUCCCGGAUGCCCCAGAACUGAUUGCUAACUUCCUGGAAGGGGAACAGGACAUGUCCUGCAAGAGGAAUGCCUUCAUGAUGCUCAUCCAUGCUGAUCAGGAGCGUGCCCUAAACUACCUGAGCAGCUGUAUUGACCAGGUUACUGCCUUUGGAGACAUCCUGCAGUUGGUGAUCGUGGAACUCAUCUACAAGGUGUGCCAUGCCAACCCAUCCGAGCGUGCCCGCUUCAUUCGAUGCAUCUACAACCUCCUUAACUCCUCCAGCCCUGCCGUCAGGUACGAGGCUGCCGGCACCCUCGUCACACUCUCCAGCGCCCCCACGGCCAUCAAGGCUGCAGCCAGCUGCUACAUCGAGCUGAUUGUGAAGGAGAGUGACAACAACGUCAAGCUGAUUGUCCUGGACAGACUCAUCAACCUGAAGGAGGUCGCCGCACAUGAGAAAGUCUUGCAGGAGCUGGUGAUGGACGUGUUGCGUGUUCUCAAUGCCCCAGACCAGGAGGUCCGGAAGAAGACCCUCGGACUCGCCCUUGACCUUGUCACCUCCAGAUCCAUCGAGGAGAUGGUGUUGGUGUUGAAGAAGGAGGUGGUGAAGACAAACAACGUUGAGCAUGAGGACACAGGGAAGUACCGACAACUCCUUGUCCGCACUCUGCAUCAGUGCAGCGUGAAGUUCCCUGAUGUCGCUCCAGUCAUCAUACCAGUGCUGAUGGAAUUCCUGGGUGACCAGAACGAGCUAGCUGCAGCUGAUGUGCUGGUGUUUGUACGAGAGGCCGUCCAGCGCUUCGAGCAGCUGCGUACGCUCAUCAUCAGCAAGCUGCUGGAGGUGUUCCCCACCAUCAAGGCCAUGAAGAUUCACCGGGCAGCAUUGUGGAUCUUAGGAGAGUACUGCACCAGCUCUGAGGACAUCCAGCUGGUCAUGACUCUCAUCAGACAGGCCCUGGGAGAUAUCCCAAUCGUAGAUGACGAGAUCAAGAAGGCUGCAGGGGAAGUUAAGGAGGAAGAGAUGCAGACCGGUGGUGGAGUACAGAGACUGGUGACAGCUGACGGGACGUACGCCACACAGAGUGCUUUCAGCACCACAUCCAGCUCCAAGAAGGACGAGAGGCCCACCAUGCGGCAGUUCCUGAUGGACGGAGAGUUCUUCACCGGCGCUGCCCUUGCCACCACUCUCACCAAACUGUGCCUCCGAUACAUCAACAUCAACAAGGAUGUCAAGAGACAAAAUGCUUUUGUGGCGGAGUCCAUGCUUAUCAUGGCAACCAUCAUCCAUCUGGGGAAAUCUGGACUUCCCACCAAGCCCAUCACGGAUGAUGACGUUGACCGUAGUGCGAUGUGCCUGCGUGUGCUGGCUGAGAAGUCGGAGCUCAUGAACGACAUCUUCAACAACCAUUGUCGUGGGUCGCUGUCUUUGAUGCUGUCAGCCAAGAUUGAAGAGGAGAGGGAACAGCAGGAGGCUGCACAGAAGAAAGUGGUGAAGGUCCAGGCUGAUGACCCAAUCUCUUUCACCCAGCUCAUCAACAGGGCGGACCUUGGCACAGGGGAGAACAUGUUUGAGCUGACCUUGUCCCAGGCUCUUGGGAUGAGUAGCAAGAAGGAUGCCGACCCUGCCGGCGCAUCAAAGCUCAACAAGGUGACCCAGCUUACUGGCUUCUCUGACCCAGUGUACGCAGAGGCGUACGUAGACGUCAACCAGUAUGACAUCGUCCUGGAUGUCCUCAUUGUCAACCAGACGUCGGACACCCUGCAGAAUCUCACUCUCGAGCUGGCUACUCUCGGUGAUCUGAAACUGGUGGAGAAACCGCAGCCUCUUACCAUGGCUCCUCACGACUUCUGUAACAUCAAGGCCAAUGUCAAAGUCGCCUCUACAGAGAAUGGAAUCAUAUUUGGAAACAUUGUGUACGAUGUGACUGGCGCAGCAAGUGACCGCAACUGUGUCGUCCUCAACGACAUCCACAUCGACAUCAUGGACUACAUCGUCCCAGCCAGCUGCACCGUCGAGUUCCGGCAGAUGUGGGCCGAGUUUGAGUGGGAGAACAAGGUGGCAGUCAACACCAACAUCCUAGACCUCCACGAGUUCCUGCAACAUGUCAUGAAGACUACCAACAUGAAGUGUCUCACCCCAGAGAAGGCUAUAUCAGGUGGCUGUGGUUUCAUGGCAGCCAACCUGUACGCCAGGUCCAUCUUCGGGGAGGACGUGCUGGCCAACCUGAGCAUCGAGAAGCCAGGUCACCUGGGCAAGGAUGCCUCUGUACAAGGUCACAUCCGAAUCCGAGCCAAGAGUCAGGGUAUGGCUUUGAGCAUGGGAGACAAGAUCAACCUGUCUCAGAAGAAAUCUCUCAAACCAAUGGCUGCAUAAACAUAGCAGUCACUUCUCUGUAUGUUGCACAACAUCAGGGAACCUUCAGGUUCUUUCUUUGAGAAUGAGAAAUUAUACUUUUUGAAAUGUACUAGAAAUUGUUUAACUAUUAAAUAGUUAUUCAAAUAUAUAAUCUUGAUUUCAACAUGUUUAGUGAAUGCACUAACAUUUACAGGUGAAGUUGUAAUAACUCUUACCUUGUAUAGAAUGUGAUGUGAUGUUGUACAGGCAUGUGUUGUCGGAGUUCAGGUUCUGGGUUAGAAAUAAUCCCUAGCAACCUGUCUGUCAGUCAGAAAGAGGCAAAAAUGUGGAUUUCUUUGUUAGAAUCCAAUCCCAUUAAUAUGAAUGACUUUGUUGUUUACAUUGCAUCAUCUGUCUGGUUGAUUAUUUACUCCAUGUACACAAGUGAAAGUCAUAUUUAUCAAUCCAGUGGGAUUUCUUAUUAAGUUCAUGGCAGUGUAAUACAGUAAUUUGUAAAUAUUUUGUUACUACUUUGCCAAUGUUUAUGUCCAGUCAGAAUGAUGAUACAUCUAAGUUUAUCCUUUCUGUCUUUGGUGAGCUGUUUGCUUAUUUCUUUAAAGUAAUAAAACAAAAUGUACAUCUGGA